GGGCGGGAUGUGCCUUCUGCUGGACCGUACCUUUCUGUGUGUCCCUGUUGUGGCAGAUGUUAGUGACAUUGAUCGCUUCCUCAGCGUGUUUCAUGAGCCACAUGCGGGUGUCAUCCGGGCCGCCCAGCAGCUGCUGUCAGAUGAGCAGGCCCCGCUGAGGCAGAAGCUGCUGGCCGAUGUCCUACACAAUGUUAGCCAGAACAUCGCGGCCGAGGCCCGUACCGAGGAUCCUCCAUGGUUUGAAGGUGUGGAGGCUCGGUUUAGGAGCAAGUCCAGCUACCUGAGAUACAGUUGCGAAAGCCGGAUCCGGAGUUACCUGCGGGAGGUGAACUCCUGCGUCUCCAUGGUGGGUGCGCAGGCCCAGGGUGAGUUCCUGAGCAUCCUGGGCUCUAUGUGUGAGAAGCUCCGGGCCGUGCAGUACAACAGCAGCUACUUCGACAGAGGGGCGGAGGCCAGUGGGCGCCUCUGCACGGCGGAAGGCUGGUUCUCCUGCCAGGGUCCUUUCGACAUGGACGCCUGCUCGUCGAAACACUCCAUCAACCCCUAUGGCAACAGGGAGAGCCGGAUCCUCUUCAGCACCUGGAACUUGGAUCACGUAAUAGAAAAGAAACGCACCAUCGUUCCCACGCUGGCGGAAGCAAUUAAGGAACAAGAUGGCAGAGAAAUUGACUGGGAGUAUUUUUACGACCUGCUUUUUACCUCAGAGAAUCUGAAACUGGUGCACAUUGCCUGCCACAAGAAAACCACCCACAGGCUCAGCUGUGACCCGAGCAGGAUAUAUAAGCCCCUGGCAGGGCAGAAGAGGAAGCGACCGGCUCGAAAAUGCCGGUGACGUCGGUGACACGUGUUGCACUCUGGCCCA
Messenger RNA from Carlito syrichta (Philippine tarsier), 862 nucleotides. It is a transcript of the gene DFFB, whose product is annotated as DNA fragmentation factor subunit beta. Gene Ontology annotation, biological process: apoptotic DNA fragmentation. Gene Ontology annotation, cellular component: cytoplasm; nucleus. Gene Ontology annotation, molecular function: DNA endonuclease activity. NCBI's taxonomy places the organism in Eukaryota, Metazoa, Chordata, Mammalia, Primates, Tarsiidae. The record is from RefSeq and is a predicted model, not a curated record.